AAGGAAUCCACAGUAAAGAGACGAGAGAGUUCAUUCUUGCGAAAUAUUUUUUUGUAGUUUGCGUAGGGAUCUCGUUGAAAAUGGCUCAAGGACAUGAAGGACAACGGGUUGUUUUGAUUGCGCUCGAUGGUAGUGAAACAGCUGAUAAUGCUUUUAAUUGGUACUUGAAAGAAAUGAGGCAGCCAAAUGACUAUGUUUAUGGUAUUAUUGUCCCUGAGUUCUCUUUCAGUGGUGUAUCAGUAAUUAGCAUGGUUGGACCCUUGGCUGAUGUCAAUGCAUUAAGUGCCGAAUUUCAGAACCAGUAUCAGGUUGUGGAACAAUUGUGUGCUAAUUAUACAGCUAAGCUGAGAAGUGCUGGGGUGAAAGGCCAAGUUGACUCAAUGUCAGGUGACAAGCCAGGUCCAACUAUUUGUGAACAAGCCGGCAAGCUGAAGGCAUCUUGUAUUGUGAUGGGAACAAGAGGCCAUAGCGGAUUGAAGAAGCUCAUUCUGGGUUCUGUGAGCAACUAUGUCCUCCAUCAUGCGGGCGUUCCAUGCUCAGUCAUUCCACUGAAACAGAAAGCGGAAGAAGAGAGUCAAGGUCAAAAGAAAUAGUAACAUGGAGGAAGAUACUAGCAAUGCACAUGCAACAACUGUAGAAAUUUAGAAUUAAUCAUUUCAUUUAGAUUUGUGUGUUUUUCAAGUUCCGUACUGUUCUUUGUACUGAAGAUUCGUUAUAAAUCACACUUAUUAUAUUACCAGGUUUGAUAAUCUGUUAUUUUAUUUGAACUGUUAAGAAUUUGCAUCUUACAGUAUCAAUGUUUUUAGAGAUGUGCUUGCCAAUAAUUUGAUUUUCUUCUUUAAUUUUCUUUGUGAAUUUGGUUGCUAUCAACAAAAAUAAGGUUAAAGCAAUAAUAUCCUAUCUAUAUAUUUGUUGUUGUUUUUUAUGACAAUAGUUUAUUGCAACUUUCAAAUAAUAGUUUUGUUUAAGGCAGUUAAUUUUAGUCGUCUCUCUUUGGAAAAAAAAUGAAUGAUUGAGGGAGCUGUUAUUACUGAGUAAAAUUGAAAUUCAAUGCCAUAGAUAAUAAGACUAUUUUGUAUUUUGUAAUUGUUUUGCAUAUAGUCACCUGCAUUAUUUCAUUAUUCUUUCAAGGAAUCUCUGUAGUUUAUUCAGAUAGACAAGAUUAGUUUAGCUUUUGUAUAGUUUCUAGGUAACAUUUCAUAUUUUCAUCUUUUCUUAUCACGCUUUCUUGGGUCCACAGAAUAACCUCAGUGAUUUUUAAAAAUGCUCAUGUUUAUUAUUGUAUAGUGCAAUUAAAAAAGUUACAUCAGAAAAGCUGAAAAAAAUCUCCCAUAGUCUGAAUCUCGGAUUAGUCAUAGUAUGUUAAUUGGGCUAAAGUAAUUGAAUUAUUCUCACUGUUGUAACCAUUUUUUAUUCUGUUUUGUACUUUUUUUUAUGAUUUAAUAGGAUUUAGUAUCUUGCACAUUAUAAUGGUGUGUAGAAUUUUAAUGUUUAAAGUGUUCGGAUAGAUGUUACAUUAUGUUACCGAAUUGUGCGGACAUAUUGCAGGUCUAUACCGAUACAUCACAGGUCUAUACCGAUACAUCACAGGUCUAUACCGAUUAUUGGGGGAAGUGUCCACAUCUCUCUCUAUAUUCACAGUUUUAAACAGUAUCUAUAUUAAAGUUGUUGGUAUAAGGUCAAAACAAUGUCACUGCUCUGUCUUUAUGAGAAUGAGUUGUUGUUUGAAACUAUCAGAUCCAUUAUAUCUGGCUGCCAUUUUUUAAACAAAAUCAUUAUGACCCAUUAAAUAUAAAAACAGAGCAAAAUCAUUGUUCUCAAAUUAUGGGCCAGGUUGAAUAUGACAUUUGUUAUCCCAUUUCGUUCUUGAACAUGCCGCUGUUCAGUAGAUAGAAUAACAGUUACACAAUCCAACUACCUGCUUCUCAUUUCAGCCCACAUAGUCUUUUAGAAAGAAUUCAAAUGAAUAGUUUCACCACCAGAAUGUGAAAAUCUUUUCAUGACUACAUAGAUUGCUAGUCCCGAAAACUUCAGUGUAAAAUUUCACCAUAUUUAUAUCUUGAAGUGAUGCCCCUAUUCUUUCCAUAUAGUUACAUACAUAUCUAUAUAUAUAUUGUUUUUUUCGCAUAUGCUUUAUAUUUUCCUUAAUGUUAAAUACCAUUAAAUUUUGCAGCAUUUAAAGUUUUAUUGUAUAUAGGCUGUAUUAGCGUAAUAAAAUAUAUCUUUGAAGUAAGUGAAACUAGAAAAUUAUGAAAUAUCAGACAUUUACUCCCAUUAAUCUUUACAAUACUACCAGUGAUAGUUGGAAUAUUGAUGGUUUCUGAAGGUGUACAGGGUGAUGAGUUGUCUUUUUUUUUCAUUUACUUGGAAUAUUAUGUACACACGCUGAAAAAAUCCCAUUUUUCAAAUUCAGUCUAUGGAAAACUGGCCUUGUUUUCUUUUUCUCCAUGUUGAGGUGUUAGUUUCAUUGUUUAUUAUCUUUAUUUUAUGCAAUAUUAAUGUUACAUGUUCAUUUUAUCAGAUUUUAUAGGCAGUUGUUAAGGAUAAGGCCUAAAGUUUUAUUUGCGUCUGCAUUAGUAUUGUUUCCCUACCUUUUACAAAGUAAACUGUUGCUUAGAAAAAGUGCUGUUAUGUUCUGUCAGGUAACAUUUUUCGUUUUUGGUGCAUGUUCAUGUUAUCAGCAUUAAGAAGAACUGCCAUCUUAAGGUUGGAAAGACAGUAAAUUUGUUCAGGAAUUAAAAUUGAAAAUUUUGUAUUUCAUUGUAUAUUCAUUAGUUGGUUAAAAAUUAGAAACAGCAAUAACCAGACUUUAAACCCCCAACUGCCAUAUAAAAGCCAGAAAAUGGUGCUGGGGCAGGUUUUUAUAUAAAUUAUGCAAGUUUCACAUCAGAGAGCCCUUUUUCAAAAUUUUAAAUAAACUACUGAAUAAGAAGUUAUGAAAAAUUGCAUAAAUACACAUUGAAACAUUCUUUAUCAAUUGGUGUUUUUAUUUUUUUUUAAAAAAAAUUGUGAAGUAUAGUUUCAAAAAAUUAUUUAAACCUAACUGCCAAAAAUUUGAAUUUGCCGGGAGGAGCUAAUGAGGUCAUGAACCCUAGAGAAACAGAGAAUGUAAACCAUUCCCACGUGGUUAAUUUUAUCAACAAACUUGAUCAGCAGAAGGCUUGAUGUAUCAAUGGAAUUAACACCUAGAGUGCAUUGUAAAACGUUUCCAGAAAAGUAAUUUUGAAUUUUUAAACUGAAUAGAAUAUCAUAUUCAAUCAUUUCUGCAGUUAUAUUUUUAUGUGUUAUUUAAAAAUGUUUUAAAGAUAUAUGGAACGAAAUACCAGACAUACAGUGAUAAAUUAUUUCAAAUAACUUAUCAUUUUUAUUAGACCUUAUCACAGCAACACUUGCUAAUUUGUGUGCAUUGUGCUACAUCUCAGACUUGAAUAGUUUAUUAUUUCUGCAUUUAUUGCUACAUUAUCUCAAAUAAUGGACCUGCCAGCAAUAACAGAAAAGUUAAUGUUUGAUUUCGAGUUUCACUGUUCAAUCUACAUUAAUAAGAAGUUUAAAAAUCAGGAAUGCUAGCCUACACUCAAUUUUUCAUAACAAUGAUAUUGAAAUGGAUGCACAAAAUAUGUAUAAUAAUAAUUUGUAAUCAUCAAAACAUGUAAGUUCAUAUUUCUUCUUCAACUGACCAUUGUUUACAUUUGCUUGUGAAUCAUUGAAAGUGAGCUAUUUUUAGCUGACAGACAGCCUAGAGUAGCCUUGUUAUUUGAUAGGCUCCUCCCACAAAACUUACUGCCAGGGUAGUAAAAGUUGGGGCUUUAAAAUUCAAAUUAAUCCUUACUGAUGUAUCAAAGCCAUCUAGCCAGCUUUGAAGACUGGGUUGCUCAAAGUUUUAUAAUUAUGUUGAUGUAGAGUGUGCUUUGACUUGAUGUGGAAAAACACUCCAUAUAAUGCAUGUUUUAAUGACUCGGGGAUCAAAUCUGUUUGUAAUUGCAAUAUUUAGCUUUAUAUUUUUGACUGUACAUGCAGGUAACAGACAUGGACUAUCUGCUGGACAGCUUAUCCAGUUGAUGAUGAUUUAAACAAGUCAGUCUAGAUGGCCUGUUGUAUGGAACUUGCUAGAAAAUUUUGUUAAGAAGAUAAUUGUUGGAUAAGUUUGUUUGUAAUCUGUGUCUUAAAUUAGGAAUUCUGUGAAGUAUGUUAUGUAGAAUAUCAACCAGUGAAUGAAGUUUUGAGCAAAUCAGUCCUGGAGUCCUCAAAAACUAGAUUAUCAAGGAAUAAUCCCAGUUUCCUUCAAUAAAUGAAGCAUACUAACAAACAAAAACAUCAAGAAAGAAAACAUACUUUUAGACUUUCUUGGCAUUACAUAUUUUCAUUAUGUCUAUCACAAAUAAGAGACCAUAGUUUACACAGGACAUCUAGGAGAUUCAUUUGAAGAUACAACAUAUUUGUCAAAAGGCCUAAAUAGUCUUGACAUGUUAAAACCAUUGUAAGGACUCAAAAUGUUGGUUGUAUUUCUAGGAAAUGUAGAGCUUUUGUCCAAGAUUGGGAAACUGUGGUUGUGAAAAAGUUGUUGAAACAUCUGUUUUUAUUUGUAGCAAAGAAUUAAAAUCACCAGUGCACUUGUAAACUUGUUUCAGAAAUUUAGCUUUAUUAUACCCAAGAUUGUAUUAAUAAAAUGUAGCAAUGAUAAUGAA
Mercenaria mercenaria is the source of this 4685-nucleotide messenger RNA. RefSeq names its product universal stress protein Slr1101-like. The coding region runs from base 81 to 593 and encodes 170 amino acids. NCBI's taxonomy places the organism in Eukaryota, Metazoa, Mollusca, Bivalvia, Venerida, Veneridae. The record is from RefSeq and is a predicted model, not a curated record. The transcript has 5 exons.